CAGAAUAGCUCUCGGUUUUCCAGCAGAGCGAGCAAGCGAACGAGCGAGAGUCAGACACUUCUUAGUGUGAAGUUCUCAGAAGACUCAAAAGCAGCGGAAGAAGCAGCGGAGAAAAGGCACCACCGGCGACAGCCAAAGGCUUAGCAACUUGCUGAGAAGGACCUCGGAGGCUUGGGCACUAAGGACACCAGGCAGAGGAUCAGAGGCCGAAGAAAACUUUUUUUGACCUGGACUUUGGCUGUAGCAAAACAGGACUCGGGCAGCAAUACUUUUCUGGGGUGAUUUCUGAUUUGGUUGUAUUUGUCUUUGCGGGGGAAGCAGGUAGCCCACCUCCAGACAGGGUAGCUGCAACAUUUUGAGAGAGUCACUUGAAAGGGUGAAAGUGCAGUUAGUCCUUAGCUGAGCAGCUAGGAAACAUGCAGUUGGAUAACAUCAACCACGGGAACAUCCACUCUUUCCAGGGCCACCGCGGAGUGGCCAACAACAAGCCUAAUGUCAUCCUUCAGAUAGGGAAGUGUAGGGCAGAGAUGUUAGACCACGUCAGGAGAACCCACCGGCACCUCCUGACCGAGGUGUCAAAACAGGUCGAGCGGGAGCUGAAAGGCCUGCAGAAAUCGGUGGGGAAACUUGAGAACAACCUUGAGGAUCAUGUCCCUUCGGCCGCUGAGAACCAGAGGUGGAAAAAAUCCAUCAAGGCCUGCCUGGCUAGAUGUCAGGAGACCAUUGCUCACUUGGAGAGGUGGGUCAAGAGAGAGAUGAAUGUCUGGAAGGAAGUGUUUUUCCGCCUGGAGAAAUGGGCUGACCGGCUUGAGUCUGGCGGGGGAAAGUACUACCAUGGGGAUCAUCACAGGCAAACUGUCUCUGUAGGGGUAGGAGGCCCAGAGAUCAGGCCUAACGAAGGGGAGAUCUAUGAUUAUGCACUAGACAUGAGCCAGAUGUAUGCCUUGACACCUCCUCCUUUAGGGGAUGUCCCUGUUGUGCCUCAGUCCCAUGACUCCUAUCAGUGGGUCACUGUCCCAGAAGAUGUCCCACCUUCCCCAGUGGAGACCCAGAUUUUUGAGGACCCCAGGGAGUUCCUGACUCACUUGGAGGAUUAUUUGAAGCAGGUGGGUGGGACUGAGGAGUACUGGCUCUCCCAGAUCCAAAACCACAUGAACGGGCCUGCCAAAAAAUGGUGGGAAUACAAGCAGGACUCUGUCAAGAAUUGGCUGGAGUUCAAGAAAGAGUUCCUUCAGUACAGUGAGGGCACCCUGACGAGGGAUGCCAUCAAGAGAGAGCUGGAUCUCCCUCAGAAGGAUGGGGAGCCCCUAGACCAGUUCCUCUGGCGCAAAAGGGACUUGUACCAGACCCUCUAUGUUGAUGCUGAGGAGGAUGAGGUCAUUGAAUAUGUGGUAGGGACCCUACAGCCCAAACUCAAGCGCUUCCUUAGCCACCCCUACCCCAAAACUUUAGAACAGUUGAUUCAGAGAGGCAAGGAAGUUGAGGUCACCUUUGACAAUUCGGAGGAGCCCAGUCCCCAGAGAACCCCCGAGCACCAGCUUAGAGACUCACUGGAAAGCUUGCCCCCCUCCACCACUGCCAGCCCUGCUGCUAGUGAGGGGACCCAACCAGAAGUUUCUGCCACGCCAGCCACAGUGAUAUGAACUGUAGAGCGACACAGGCAUGACCUAGAAGGGAGUCGGUGGCUUAUUUAGAUAGGUGGUUUCCUUUCAGCAGAAGACUUCAGCCAUGGUGGGUCUGCACCAUGGUGGUCGGCCAUGGUGGGUGCACUCAGCCCAAUGGCAAAUAGGAGGAGAAUUACUUUUCCUUAGGGGCAGACCAUUGGUGGAGUGCAGCUAGCCUGAAUCACCUCAGGUGGUUCACGCUGCAGAACAGAUGGCUCUUUUGAGGAUUUCUUUUUUUAAAAGCCAUUGCAAGGAUUGGACUAUGUCAGAAAGGCAAACCAGCCUCUUUGUUAUGCCAGAGGUGGCCACAUCUCCUUGGGCAUAGCUUCCCAGGGAAUUCCAACGGGCACAAAAGAAGGAUUUCCUUCCCACUUACACUAGUCCUUUCCUUCAAGGUGCUUUUCCUUCCAGGCAUUUCCCCCUCCUUCUGGGAACCUUUGCUUACCUCGGUGUUAAUAACCUUUCACUUACUCUCUAGAAAGCUGUUGGUUUUCCACUUUAAACCUCUUUCUCCCCCUCCUUCCAACUUUUUCAUCUGAACUCCAAACAGAUUGGGAAGGGAACUUUUAUCAGGUUUCAGGAAGACCUGCAGAACUUCAGCAAGAGUUUCAGCCAUAAAAUCAACCCACCUCCUGCUCUUACCCAGCCCUCAUUUUUCUCCCCAAGUGGGCCUCUGGAUUCUCUUUGGCUUUGAUCUGAGUAUCAAGGUCUUUCAGUUCCAGAAAAGCCACCACCUACCCACCCAUUUAAUGGUGGACUACAGCUAGAAGCUUGAUGCUUGACUCCUCUACAUUCUAGACCUUGGGAAGAGAGGGGCUUGCAAGGGUUGGGUGUGCCCUUCUCUCAGCAGGAUGCUAAGGCGUGUGAAACAAAAGAAGCGACAUCAGAUGUCAAAAAGGGAAAGAUCAGCUAGCGCUCUAAAAGUAUACAGGGCUUAGAUUCCUAGACUAUUUUAAGGAAAACAAAUAGUUGCAUACAAAUACAACUUGAAUUAAGAAGUCAAGCCACCCUAAUCUCUGUACCAGGAAGACAGAGAUGCUGCAUCCAUUGAACGUCUUCUAGAUUGUGCCGCUUGAAAGACAGACUGGGCAUUUUGCUGAUGGAGUGAGCUCCCAAGGGCACGAUCUCCUUGACACUGAGGUCUAGGUAGCUCAGCCAUAUGGAAUGUUGAUGACUUCUUCCCCUAAACCAGCUGGAUUUUUAUAAAGAAGUGCUGGAAGAAAGCUCAGGUCAUGCUGCUUUUCCCAGUGCUGAGAAACAAAAGACCAGCAACUUUGAGAAACUUUAGUAGUUUGAGAGAGAGAGAACUGAAGCAUAAAGUUCAUGCUGCAGAAAGUUGCGCCCUCUACAGUUGUGGAACUGCAGGAAGAAAUGGGCUGCGUCCUUUCAGAAUGGCUUACUAGUCAUUGUCCGUAUGACUAGGAGUAUUUUCACACCAACAGUGUGAAAAAGAAUACAAGAAAAGAAGGGAGAACUUGCACAAAGACCUGUUCCUGAUUCCAUUGCUGCAAGAGAAGCACAGAAGAGCAAGCAAUCGCUCAAAUGAUUCUGUGUGCCUUUGGGGUGUGACUCCUUCCUACAGGCUACAGUGACUCAUUCCAAAGCAGCUGGGAGCAAAGCAUUCCUGAACGGCAUGCGGACCAGAGGCGAAAGCAGAGAGGCGGUUCAGAAAGUCCCAGCAUGCAACAGAGCUGGAUGGACGUCAGAAUCCAAACGCUUCUGCAUGGGGAGAUUGCUUGGAGAAGGAAAUUAUUUUCCUUCUGAAGAUACAGAGGCAGCUUCUUGAUUGCUUGAGUCAUCACUCCCAUGCUCGGAAGAAGCAAUGCCUGGGAAUGUGCAGCUCAGAAAGAUCCACAUCUGAAAGAACAUGGCAGUGGUGCCCACAUGCCAAGAUGGCUACAGGGAAGGGAAAGAGAAAAGACUAUGCUGGGUGCAACCAGCAGGAAAAAAAAGGAAGUGACAUUUAAGAGACUACCAACUAUGGAAACAGCAAAGUGACAACUAUAGCAAUAUGAUCUCUAGGGUUGGGGGCAUCAGGGACAGCUGAUGUUCUGCAGAACUUGACCGCGGACCUUUUCUAGAGAAGGGGCCAUUGUAACUGGGGAUGACAGUGAGGAUUUGGGAGGGGGAGAAUUAAGCUAAAAAUUCCUUUCCUGUUCAGUUUAUGUAAGAGAUCAGUCCAAAAUGUCCUGAGAACCCUACUGGCCACAGAGAACUCUACCAUCCAUGGAGUUUUGGCAGUCAAAGCUGAAGACUUCUGAACACCUUUAUGCUCAGAAAAACAUCUGGGAAUCAAAGAUGUUUGGCUGGACAAUAUAGAUGGUUGCAGUAGCCUCAGGACAGUUGACAGUCAAGUGCGGGAUGAAUGGGGCAUGGCCAACAUCUCACAUUGGCCAGAGGAACCUCAAGAAGUACAUUUCUUUUCCUUAUUUGAUGCUCCCAUUUUCUUUCUUGAGCAAACUAGGGAAGGAGAGACACAUACACCAUAGUAUGCAAUGCGCAUUUACCAAAACUUUUUUUGAUGUUCAAAGAAGUUUCACUUCAAAUUCCACCUGUCAAACAGGUUGGAGAUUGGAGAUGGUUUUGGAUUUGGUUUUCAUUUCAUCCAGAACUACUUAGCCUACUGCUCUCAUGUAGGUGUGACUAUAUAUGAAUGUAUGCCAGGCCAGCGUGCCAAAUCAUCCCAUAUAGCUAUAUUCUGGUAUGUUUGGUCCUUUUUCCAGCUCAGAGCUGAGGAGACCCUUUCAGUCAUCUCAAGAAGACUAUUUGGGGACAGGACUAUUGAAUUUGUAAUUUUAAAAAAAUGAAUACUACUUAUAUGUGUUGUAGGAAAUGGUGGACUUCCAGAGAGCUCUAAAUAUCCAGGAUGGCAUUUUUUUCCAUCGCUUUCCGCUCGCCCCUAACUUUGCUGACAUUAAUUGAGAUGGCAACUAUGUGACAUCACAGUUCUGGGGGUAUUUGGAGCACUGGCCAAUCAGAUUGCUGGCUUUUCACUACAUCAAUUGCUUCUAACCCAUGGGAGCUUUAUCUAUAUUACCCCUUGUUUAUGCAUCAACAAGUUCUCAUUGAGAGAUUUGAUGGUGCUUCUCUCCCAAGGGAGAAUCAGGUGCAAGGGUAUGUGUGUGGUGUAUCUGUGAAACCAACAAAAAUCAUCUGUUGUCUGAUAUUUUAGUCUAACAAAGCUGUUUUCUACUUCUGAUUUUAUUUUUACUAUUGUGGGUUUAUCUGUUUACUGCAAAUUGUACAGAAGGUGGACCUACUGAUGCGUUAUGAAUUGUUGUAUUGAUAAAUGGACUGGGGAACUCAAGGUUUUUUCUCUGCUCAAACCACUUGAGCCUAUAUUGAUUGUAUGAGGCCCCUUGUUCCUCAUUCACACUGGGGGUGAAUCAUAAGAGGCUGCGUCUGCCCCUUUUGACAGAAAAAAGCAGCAUUCCCCAGCUGCAAAGCAAUUGUAGCAAAGUCUGUUUGUAGCAAGAACACUUUUCCUUUUGUAGAUUUCUAUAAUAAAACAU
Rhineura floridana is the source of this 5176-nucleotide messenger RNA. It is a transcript of the gene ARC, whose product is annotated as activity regulated cytoskeleton associated protein. Gene Ontology annotation, molecular function: mRNA binding. The transcript has 3 exons. Lineage: Eukaryota; Metazoa; Chordata; Lepidosauria; Squamata; Rhineuridae. The record is from RefSeq and is a predicted model, not a curated record. Bases 417 to 1643 code for a protein of 408 amino acids. Gene Ontology annotation, biological process: positive regulation of AMPA receptor activity; modulation of chemical synaptic transmission.